Stegodyphus dumicola is the source of this 1866-nucleotide messenger RNA. Its product is annotated as glucose dehydrogenase [FAD, quinone]-like. Gene Ontology annotation, molecular function: flavin adenine dinucleotide binding; oxidoreductase activity, acting on CH-OH group of donors. NCBI's taxonomy places the organism in Eukaryota, Metazoa, Arthropoda, Arachnida, Araneae, Eresidae. The record is from RefSeq and is a predicted model, not a curated record.
AUGCUUCUUUUCUCGUUAGCUACGCAAAAGCACUCGCCAACUACAAAAGAAAACUUUAAUGAAGAAUACGACUACAUUGUGGUAGGCGCAGGCGCUGCAGGUUCCGCCGUAGCCAGCCGCUUGUCUGAGAUUCCUUGUGUAACUGUUCUACUUUUAGAAGCCGGAAAACCUCCACAUUUGUUAACCGAAGUUCCAGCCGCAGCUAGAGGGUUUAUUUUCAGUGACAUUGAUUGGAAUUACAGGACUACCCCACAAAGAUAUACAGCGGCUUCUCUCAUCAAUAAACAAGUUGUAUGGCCCAGCGGCAAAACACUUGGAGGCUCUAGUACAAUUAACGCAUUACUCAGCGUUCGUGGAAACAGAAAGAAUUAUGAUGAAUGGGCAGCUCAAGGAGCUUCUGGGUGGAGUUAUGAGGAAGUUUUACCUUACUUCAAGAAACUCGAAGAUAACGUUGAUCUGGAGUAUGUGUGGAAUGGUUUCCAUGGACGCAACGGACCAGUAACAAUUUCGAAACCCAGGUACCAACCUGCUGUCAAGAAUCCUGUAGUAGAUUCUGCUCAUAGUCUGGGGUACAGAUUUGUGGACGUCAACGGACCAUCACAAUACGGAUUUUAUGAUCAUCAAGCUAUUAUCCGCAGAGGGCAGAGAUGCAGUGCAGCUAAGGCUUAUCUUGUACCUAGCGAGAAUAGGACUAACUUAGAUAUUGUGACGGAGGCUAUGAUCUCGAUCGUGAACAGGAGGGCCGUUAGCGUGCAGUUCGAUUUUAAAGGAUCCACACGCCAAGUUAAAGCACGGAAAGAAAUUAUCCUAUCAGCUGGGGCCAUCAACAGCGCACAGUUAUUAAUGCUGUCGGGUAUUGGACCCAUGACCGAACUGGACAGAUUGAAGAUACCGCUUGUGGCCGAUCUACCUGUGGGUUUUAACCUCCAAGAUCACUGUGCCGGUUUUGUGGCUUACCACUUGAGUGAUGAUAUCGAACCGUACCUGAAACGACUAGUGGACCCGGAUAACAUACAAACUUACAUCAAUAACAGAAUUGGUCCUUUGGUAUCUACAUCUGCUAUCCAUUUAUUGGCCUUCCUAAGCAACAACGCCACUGGAGCCCAGAAAGAUAUACCUGAUCAUGAGCUGUAUUUUGUGGAAUUUCCUGCUAUUUUUGCUAAGUUGCACCUAGGAAUCAAGCCAAAGGAUUUUCAAGCGUACUUCGGGCCAUACCAAAGCAAACCACUUCAUCUUUGCUUGUCCCAGAUUCUUCAUCCUAAGAGUCGAGGAACCGUCCGCCUUCUUUCAACAAACCCUUAUGAUCCUCCUGAAAUUGAUCCUAAUUACUAUUCUAAUCCACAAGAUCUGCAGGAUGUCGUCGAGGGGUUAAAAACCUGCAUUAAGAUACUGUCAAGUCUCCAUAUGCAGAGAGUGGGAUCACAAAUGUUUAACACCUCAUUCCCAGGAUGCGAGCGUUUCUUUGGAGAUUUAGAUCUCUUCUUAAAAUGCAUGGCUAGAGCUGUAGUCAUGACGUUAAGCCAUCCAGUUGGAACAGCCAAGAUGGGAGACCCGAAUGAUCCAACAACUGUGGUCGACCCCCAGCUCAAAGUGAAAAUGAUUGAAGGAUUAAGAGUAGUGGAUGCAUCAGUCAUGCCAUCCAUCGUCUGGGGAAAUACAAACAUACCUACAAUCAUGAUAGCAGAAAAAGCUUCAGAUAUGAUCAAAAGCACCAUCUCUUGCAUCACACAACCUUGAUGAAAGAAAUCCUACUACAUUUCGUCAUUAAUAAAUGCUUACAACAUAUGAGAAUCUAUGAUUAAAUUCUGUUGAUUGAGAAACAUCCAGUUUUUGUUAUAAAACUCUUUCCAGAUUGUUAUAUGAGUA